This is a messenger RNA of Capsaspora owczarzaki ATCC 30864, 1701 nucleotides long. RefSeq lists its product as hypothetical. The transcript has 10 exons. The coding region runs from base 1 to 1701 and encodes 566 amino acids. Gene Ontology annotation, molecular function: single-stranded DNA binding. The record is from RefSeq and is a predicted model, not a curated record. Gene Ontology annotation, biological process: DNA-templated transcription. NCBI's taxonomy places the organism in Eukaryota, Filasterea, Ministeriida, Capsasporidae. Gene Ontology annotation, cellular component: RNA polymerase III complex.
AUGGCGACGUGGACUGCGCGCGGUCGCCUCAGUUGCUUCAUCCUGAAGAGCGACUUUGGUCCGAUCGUCCAUCGUGUUGCGACCGUCCUCGCCAGCCACGGCAGCCACGGCCGUCUGCCAUUCCACCGAAUCCUCGCCGAGUCCGAGCUCAAAAAGUCAGAGGUCAUCGGAGUGCUGUCCAUUCUGCUGCAGCACGGGCUCAUCCGGCGCGAUCCAGACAGCCGCGAGCAGCCGCCGUCCAACGCCCACCGCGUGCAGUCGUCGAGCGCAUCGUCAAGCCGUCAAGGCGGGGGUAAAGCGCGCGCAGGCGGCGACGGCGACGACAACGAGCCCACUGAUGCGUACUCGGAGCACACGCGCGGGCGCAACGACGAGGCUGCCGCAAAGGAGGCCUACCAGGUUGCCAAGCACGGCAUCAAGGAAGGCCCUGCGCAGCCCAGCGACGUGCGAGGCGCCAUCACAAUGUACCAGCUCGACGACUAUGCCAUCUUGCGUCGUGCACGCUUCCCGCGGUACUUGCACGAGAUUGAGACGUCUUACGGACGCGACGCGCUUGGCCGAGCGACAUACCGCACGAUUGCUCGGGCUGCUUUUGAUGCACUGACCAAGCUCCCCGACGCAAACGAGGAACGCUUGCCCGCAGCCGUGUACCAGGCCUUCCAACAGCUCGCACAUCGAAGGUUUAUUCGUCAAAUAUUCGAAGAAGAGCAUCUGCUGGCAGCCAAAAAUCGCAUGGACGUUGACAUUGCAAGCACGAGCGGGGCUGCCUCUCGAGGGAAGCGCGCCCACGAGAAUGACGACGACGACGAAGAUUUUGGCCACAGUACUAAGCGCAUCUUGCUUGGCGAGGGCUAUGGCGCAAAUGCCAACGAGAUCUUCUGGGUACUAAACACAGACCGCUUCCAUGUCCGACUGCGCAACCGUGCCAUUGAGCGGUUUACCGAACAUCGAUACGGUCGCGAUUUUGCCGAUGUGGUGGCUUGCGUGCUCGGCCACGCCGAAAGCGCCCAAUCUCUUCACGAUCACACCCCAAUGCCAAGCAUCGACUAUCGUGACUUGCAGCAGACUGUCGCGCGCCAAGGAAUCAACCACGAAAAACUCAAGCGCAUCAUCAAUAUUCUACGGCACGGUGAUGACGAUCGCGCGACUCCUUUUCUGCUGAGCGUACCAGACAUGUCAACAAUUUCCAUCAAUCUUGCUGUUGCCAUCUCGGUCAUGACGGUCUACGAACUCGAGCACAUUGUUCUGGAACGACUCGGCGAAGUUCCGGCCAAACUCUUCCGCAUCCUCCUCGCGAAAGGGCACAUGGAGCUCAAGCCCCUGACCGAAACAGCCCUUGAGCACCAGAAGGUCAUGAAGGAAAAGAUGAACGAGCUGCUGACGAGUAACUUUGUCGUGCUCCAAGAAGUCCCAAGGGGUGGGUCGGAGCGGGCGCCGUCGCGGACGUACUUUUUGUGGCGCGUCGACCUCGAGCGCUGUCGCGUGAUGAUUACUCGCGAUCUCCUUCGCAUGAUGGGCAACCUGCGCUCGCGACAGCUUUUCGAAAUGUCCCGCUCUGGCGGAUCGAGUACUGCGUUUGAAUCCACCGACAGCGGCGAGCGCCGCUUGGACGACAUGCUCUUGCUGUUUGAAAAGUACGAUCCUGUUGUCUUUUCGGCACCGCCGCCCCCGCCCAAAGACAAGAAGGUGCGCCGAAAGUGA